Epinephelus moara (kelp grouper) is the source of this 1836-nucleotide messenger RNA. RefSeq names its product olfactory receptor 2AT4-like. Gene Ontology annotation, cellular component: membrane. The transcript is spliced from 2 exons. Gene Ontology annotation, biological process: G protein-coupled receptor signaling pathway. Bases 190 to 1173 code for a protein of 327 amino acids. Gene Ontology annotation, molecular function: olfactory receptor activity; G protein-coupled receptor activity. NCBI's taxonomy places the organism in Eukaryota, Metazoa, Chordata, Actinopteri, Perciformes, Serranidae. The record is from RefSeq and is a predicted model, not a curated record.
CAACAAAUCAGAUUUUACACGAUAAACAAAAACAAAAGCAGACAGCAGAUCUCAAAGGAAUCUUUGGUGAUUUUAGGAUUUAAGGGGGGCAGUUUUACCAUGAACAACAUAAGCUUGUGACUCCAAAGAGCAACUGGAGAGCAUUUAAGCAGAGGCUGACCUCCAACACACAGCUUGUGGAGUUCAACUAUGUCUUUUCUCAGGACUGUUUUAAAUGACUCUGUCAUCAUUCAUCCUCCAGGCUUCUAUAUCAUUGGAUUUCAGACAUUUCCCUUCAUCAGUGUCUAUUUCAUCUUUCUGGCAUUUGUCUAUGUGGUUACAGUGCUGUUCAACUGUUUGGUGAUCUGUGUAAUUGUCUUUAAUCAUUGCUUACACACUCCAAAGUUUCUGGCUGUUGUCAAUCUUGCAGUGAUUGAUUUAUUCCUUAACACAUGCCUUAUUCCCAACAUGAUAAAAAUAUUCCUUGUUAAGGAUAAUUUCAUUCCAUUCAACCUCUGUUUGGUACAAAUGUUUGUCUACUAUGCUGUUGUAUCUCUGGAGUCAUACGCACUUGCUAUACUUGCUUAUGACAGGUUGAUUGCAAUAUGUUUCCCUCUGCGUCACAACUCCAUCAACACACUGCGGAGCAUGUCUUGUAUUGUUGGUGUUACUUGGUCUUUUGUUCUGGCAGUUACAGGGUUUGCAAUAGGUAUAAUGACUCGACUGUCUUUUUGCAGUUCAGUCCAAGUGUUCAGCUAUUUCUGUGACUAUGCACCUGUGUUUAGACUCGCCUGUAAUGAUUACUCAAUGCAGUGGUCUGUGGCCUCUUUUUUCUCCAUUUUAAUCCUUGUAGGACCCUUUACUUUUAUUCUUCUGUCAUAUACGAGCAUCCUGGUGACUGUAUUCAGGAUGAAAUCUUUAGACAGUCGUGUGAAAGCUUUGGCUACUUGUGUUGAGCAUAUCAUCCUUGUUGCUGUAUUUUACAUUCCUCUCAUUACCAUUUUUAGCAUCGGGUUUUAUCUGCGAGCAAUUGACCCAGACCAGCGUGUGCUGAGCCUGUCGCUGGCCUCUUGCAUCCCACCCUGCAUCAAUCCUAUUGUAUAUUCUUUGAAAACUAAAGAGAUCAAAAUCAGAGUCCUGACGCUGGUGAGAAAAAAUACACUUAGCAAACAACAAACAAACCAACACAAUUAGGACCAAUUUGUGCAGUGAGUAAAGAGCCUGAACUGUGUGCUUUCUGAAUAACAUCUGUCAACAGAAAUGUCCCAAAUGGCUAAGCAGGCUGGUUUGACCAUCAGUUCAUCAGUGUGAAGAUGGCUAUGAACUGCACUGCACUGCAGAGAACACAAUUUAAUUCUAAUGUCAUUUAAUCAAAGUUGCAUCAUGUGUAAUAUAUUAAUGCAUAAACAUCUUUGAGCUAUAGUCAAUUUAUAACUCAAGGCCAUAAACUUCAUAAAAGUAUAACGGGACACUUUGAUUCACACACCUUUAUAUAACAUCUACUGUAGCUGUAUUCCACCGGUGUUGACAUUUUUUUUUAAUUGUCUGUGUCCUAUAUGUUUGUUUUAGGCAUUGAAUAUCCUGAUCACUCUGUGUCUGCAGGUGUGUUCAUUUGAAGCUACUCCAUGUAAUGCCAUGUUUGACUGAUGAAAAGUCAAUAUAUGUUUAUUAUGUUCAUAAUGCCAACAUUGUAACUUCAAACUUUAAUAAUUUAUCUUCCACCUCUCUAUGAUUUUGAAGGAUUUUGAAUAGUUUGGGAUGAAACCACCCGACUGUAAAUGCUUCACAAGCAUCCUUCUCCUAAUUUGAACAUUUCCUGCAUUAAAUGUGUCAACUCUUUAAACUGUGUGCUUCUUG